Acipenser ruthenus (sterlet) is the source of this 3795-nucleotide messenger RNA. Its product is annotated as cytosolic 5'-nucleotidase 1A-like. The record is from RefSeq and is a predicted model, not a curated record. The coding region runs from base 228 to 1322 and encodes 364 amino acids. NCBI's taxonomy places the organism in Eukaryota, Metazoa, Chordata, Actinopteri, Acipenseriformes, Acipenseridae. Gene Ontology annotation, cellular component: cytosol; cytoplasm. Gene Ontology annotation, biological process: nucleotide metabolic process; adenosine metabolic process. Gene Ontology annotation, molecular function: nucleotide binding; 5'-nucleotidase activity; magnesium ion binding. The transcript has 6 exons.
AACACGAAUAAGGUUUUAAAAAAAAAAAGAAUUGUGACCUGCCCAUCAUGAGCAGCCUUCUAUCCUAGAGCAUUGUGGGGGAUUUAGAAACGCCCUUCAAUCUCAGCAAUGUACAGACUAGUAUUUCCGCAAUUUGUAUAACUGUUUUGGCUUCGUCUUCCUAUACAGUUAUCGGCAAUAUUUUUUGUAAGCAUUGAUAUUAUUGAUACAAUUUUCAUUACUUAAUAAUGAGCGAGAUGAAAGCAGCGGAUGUUUCUGUGAGUAACAAAGAUCCGAAGGAAGACGAACACGACUGGGCUGCGGCUAAGGCGUUCUUUGAUAAGUUGGGGUCUAAAAAGAGACCCAGACCUCCCAAACCCCAAAAUGCUGUCACGAUCGCCGUGUCUUCACGGACACUGUUCAAUAUGGUGAAAGAAAGACAAUUCUACGAAGAUGAAGGGGUGGAAAAAUAUGUAGCGUACCAACAGGAGCACGAAAAUGAGCCCCUGAUGCCUGGAGCGGCUUUCCCGUUUGUAAAGGCAAUAAUGACAGUUAAUGCCCGUCUACGGGAACUGUAUCCUGAUAGCGAGGAACUGUUUGAUAUUGUUCUGAUGACUAACAACCACGCCCAGGUUGGAGUGCGGCUCAUUAACAGCAUCAACCAUUAUGAUUUAACAAUUGAGAGAUUCUGUAUGACUGGUGGAAAAAGCCCCAUUGGUUACCUGAAGGCUUACCUUACCAACCUCUACCUUUCAAAGGAUUCUGAAAAAGUCCAUGAGGCGAUAGAAGAAGGUAUUGCAGCUGCCACCAUGUUCAACAUUGAAAAAGAAAUCCAGCUGUGUGACAAUCAGCUGAGGGUUGCUUUUGAUGGGGAUGCUGUUCUCUUCUCUGAUGAAUCAGAACAGAUUGUGAAGGAACAUGGAUUAGACUCAUUUUUUGAACAUGAGAAAACUUUUGAGAACAAACCUCUGGCACAGGGUCCCUUGAAAUGCUUUUUGGAGGCCCUGGGAAAACUCCAGCGAAAAUUCUACGCAAAAAAUGAGCGUAUGGACUGCCCAAUCAGGACCUACCUGGUGACUGCAAGGAGUGCUGCAAGUUCAGGGGCCAGAGCUCUGAAGACCCUGAGGAGUUGGGGCUUGGAGAUUGAUGAGGCACUUUUCCUGGCUGGGGCCCCCAAGGGGCCGCUUCUGGAAAAGAUCCGCCCUCAUAUCUUCUUUGAUGAUCAAAUGUUCCACAUUGAGGGUGCUCAACAGCUGGGUACCAUUGCUGCACAUGUGCCUUAUGGAAUUGGUCAGAAGUACAACAAGGGCAAGCUUAAAGAGGAGAAUCCUACGAAGAAGUAACAGAACAAGGGUGUGGGUUAAUGUUUUGGGGAUUGGUGGAAGCUGCAGUUAUAUUCUCUACUGGUUUUAAAUGGAAACAGCUGUCUUUCUGUGGGAAUUUCCUAUUCAUAUGCGGGUGCUGCUUUUAAAUUCCAUGUUAUCCCCCUGACGUUUUGGUUAACGUACUUACUUCAGAUUUAAGCAAGAUGAUUGUCAAGAUGAUUUAAAUGAUUUAGCUGCCUUAUCUAUCUGCAUUACAAAGCAAAAAUAUCCUUUGGAAAGCCUAUGACAGACUUGUCUUUUUAGAGUUAUUUGAACUGUCAUGAGGUUGUUUCAAAUGAAGUAAAAUAUUAGAUUUGCAGGUAGCCAACAAAAUACUAUUUAAGGGACCAUAUACGUUGUAGAAAUGUACCAAACCACAAUGCAAGCAACAGUUACAAAGGUGUCUCUGCAUAUUACAUUUGCAGAUCCUCUGUCUAUGAUGUCUAGCACACUAGGGGUAUGCUGCUCCUCUGGAGGUAUUCAUUGUAAUUUAAAUAUUGGGUGAAAUAACUUGUACAUGACAUACACAAAAGGAUGUGUUUAUUCUAAAGAUAGCAAAUGUUAAAAUCAGAGUAGAGUAGUUGGGCUGCAUUAUGUUUAAAGCACUGUGGAACUUGUCAAAGACAGCCUCAAUCUUGAAUUCCCUGUAUUCAUUUUAAGACUGUUGUGCCUACUUUGACUUUAUAGCACCAUACCUACAAUAAUAAGAGAAAAAGAUAUAAUCAUGCUGUUCACGUUUGCUUUAGUGCAAGUUGCACUGUACAGUGCUGCAACACCUUGCUUUUUAACAUAGUCAGCCAUCUGCUUGUAUUAAUAGCCAAAGAUAAAUCAAGAAUAGUUAAGGUGGGUGGAAUAGAUUCCAUGAAGUCUAUACUUGGAUAGCCUUCUCUCACUGUCUAUUGAUUACCUUUUUGACAUAUAUGUGUGGGCAACAUGUUCACUGAGUUUAAGAAUGUUAAAAUAUAAGUAACGUAAUUAAUUUACAGUCAGUGUGAUACCUCAAAGAAAAUGCACAUGAAAAUGCCGACAAAAACUUGUAGAACACAUGCAUGGUUGUACAGUAGUUCAGAGUAACAUCACAGUUAAAAUGGAAGACUUUUUUAAUGCCUACCCCAUUAACAUUAAAGAUUGUACAGUAUUUAUCGAGAUUACUCAUGACUUCAAGGUAAUGUUGCAUUUUACCCCUGAAAAUACAUUUUACUCUCUUGUAUUAAAAUUAGAGAGUAAGUUACUCCCAGACCCAAAACAUUAUCUGAUAAUGUUAGACCACCCAGCCAUGGUAAAUUACUUACUGGUGUGUGUCCUUAAUUUUUGUCUUUAGUUGUUCAGUAGUUCAGCUAGUCUGCUGUACAUGAAACAAAGGAAAAUACUUCAAUUCAUUUCGGUUUUUAAAGUUGUUUUCUAUUGUCUAAAACUAUUAUUAUUAUUAUUUAUUUCUUAGCAGACGCACUUAUCCAGGGCAACUUACAGUUGUUACAAGAUAUCACAUUAUUUUUACAUACAAUUACCCAUUUAUAUAGUUGGGUUUUUACGGGAGCAAUCAAGGGUACAGCAGCAACAUUGAAAUUUGUUCAUUUCUUACUACACUACAUAACUGUUCUUUGCGGCCCAAUUUAGUAAACUGAGUGACUCUUACCUUAUAAUGUUGAAAAACAGUGAUUUAGUUGGAAGUUUGAAUUGUCAGCAGAAUGAUACAAAUAGAUUACAGUGCAUAGUGGUAUGUUGUACUGUAUCCUUUUUUAUACCAUGAAAAUACAUGCAAAACGGACACAGUAUGUCUACAGUUUCUUGUUGGCAAAUGCAAAUUGUACAGUUAUGAAUGUAUGUUUUAACAAACUGGGGACAGACGAAAAUACAAAACAUAAUGGGCGACACAUUUUAUAUAUAUAUAUAUAUAUAUAUAUAUAUAUAUAUAUAUAUAUAUAUAUAUAUAUAUAUAUAUAUAUAUAUAUAUAAAAGCUUUUAACAGUGCAUUUGAAGAUAUGUAUGGAAAUGCAUGUAACUCAGGACGAAAUGGUUAUUGUAGCCUUUGCCAACGAAGGUACAACAAAAUAAGUUAUUUAAACCUGGUUCAUUGCUUCCAAAUCCUGCACAAAAGCACCUUCUCUGGCCACAACAUCGCAUUUCAUUUUGAAUUGAAUCUGCUUUUGACCAACUCUGAGGACAUCUGUUUUUUAGUCCCAUGUGAAUCAUGCUAAAGACGUUAUUUAAACAAAACAUGCACUUAGGUUUCUUAUAAAAUUUUUUUAAAAGUUUUUCAUCAGUGCUUUUUUUAUUUUAUUUUUUUAGUAUUCACUUUAUUUUUCCAAGUUUUGUAGUUGCUUGGUGAAGAAUGUAAUGUGCACAUUCUGAAUGUUAGUAUGUGUGCUGGAUUAACUUUAACUUUGAAUCUUGCUGUCAGUUUUAUUUUUUCCUAAUAUUUGUACUGCAAUAAAGCUGGUUUGAAGUGCAA